AUGGUCCCCCGGCGUGGUGACGCCGUUUGUACUUCGCGACGGUGUGAGCUGCGCCACCUGGCUGCGUGGGCGGAGCGCGUGAUAACACGCAGGCAAAUCGAUGUGCCUGUUGAUAGAGUUGGAGUCCGAUACCUACGCCUCCAACAGUUCUCGCCCCGUGUUGUUGCCGGCUCGCGCCAAUAUCCGCGUGUUGGCGAAGUCGAACUCAUGGCCUUCCUCCAGCGUGAGAGUUGUUACUUGAGAUAGUGGGUCGUCCACGAUACGUUCGUCAUUAUUGAAAAGGACAAGCUAUCCGGUUUUCAAGACUUACUUAAUAGCAUAUUCGCCGACAUUCAGUUUACAAGAGAAGACGAGGAGGACGAGAAACUACCCUUCCUGGACGUGCUCGUCACGCGCACACCUGACGGUGAACUCAGCACUACAGUGUACAGAAAGGCGACCAAUACAACCCAGGUCCUCAACUAUCAUAGCAACCACCCAUUGGUGCACAAACGGAGCUGUGUGAGGGCGCUUUUCGACCGGGUAAAAACGCACUGUAGCGAGCCCGAAGGAAGGAUGCAAGAACUAAAGGCAUCUCCGGGACCAAUCAACAAAAAACGGCCACCCAAACAGUUUUAUCAGUGACUUCAUACGCACGCACCAACGCCGGACAAACGGAAGAGAGACACCGACAAUUUGGCACUCCCUACCGUACAUAAAGAAUGUGUCCGAGGCUACAAAACGUAUUACGUCAGAGUUAGGUGUGGGCAUCGCUCAUCAUCCGGCGGCCACCAUGCGUAGCAGGAUCAUGAAAAUGAAGGAUCGGCUGGACGCAGGUGAACAGUCGGACGUAAUCUAUCAAAUCCCGUGCCAAACCUCUCCUUGCCACUAUACAGGCCAGACAGGACGACGUCUCAGCUCACGAAUAAUUGAGCACAAACGGGCCGUUCGGAGAGGCGACCCACUAUCUCAAGUAGCCACUCACACGCUAGAGGAAGGCCAUGAGUUCGACUUCGCCAACACGCGGAUAUUGGCGCGAGCCGGCAACAACACGGGGCGAGAACUGUUGGAGGCGUGGGUAUCGGACUCCAACUCUAUCAACAGGCACAUCGAUUUGCCUGCGUGUUAUCACGCACUCCGCCCACGCAGCCAGGUGGCGCAGCUCACACCGUCGCGAAGUCCAAACGGCGUCACCACGCCGGGGGACCAUCGUGGACCAGGCGGCACAAACCCUACCUAACCACGGACGUACUCCCCCCUCCCCCCCCCUCCCGCAAGGAACAGCGAUAUAAAUGUUCACCAUUUGCUGCACUCGAGUAGUCUCUGAUGAUGAACUCUAGUUCGAGUUCGAAAGUUCAGGCAAAUAAAUCUACUGUCCCAGUGAUCGUGCCUUCGUCUUCUAUUAAACAAGAACCUGGGAUGCACAUAUUCUCUUGCAUUCGUGAGUUUCCAGUCUGUCACUAAUGCACAUUUUCUUGUGGUAUACGGGAUACCAAAGGUCAGAAUGUUUAUGACAAUGAUGGUUUUGCGAGAAAGUUAGUCUGAAUUUAGUGUCUUAGAAGGUGCUUAAAUUGUCAGAAGGGGCCGAAAUCAACAGUUUGCUUCGAUUUCGAAGGGAACUACUAACUGGCAGGGCUGAUGCUUUGGGUAGAAGUGUCUUCUGAAGGAAGAUACGGUCUGUGACCGAUCUCAUGAAAUGUUGGCUGAAAUUCUGAAAUGCAUUUUCAUUCAGGAACAAUCACUUAGGCGCGGUUGUAACACUGAUUAUCUUGCGGCAUAAUUGUAUAAUAUUUCGGAUUUUGUAGGACGUCAGCUUUUGAAUACGCUGCUUUUCAAUGUGUGGCAGAAACCGUACUUGGUAAAAAAUGACUGCUUAAGUAUCAUGCAUUUUUCCCAUUGAUUUUCGAUGGUCUUGCAAAUUCAAAUAUAGGCAGAAUGGUAUUACCGACAAAGACAAGGGAGACUGGAAUGGCCAUUUCUGGCUUAUUACCCUUCGUCCGCCAGCCAUACCCAAGCUGGAAGUGUGGAACACCCGAGCCUCGAACUCGCGACCUGUUGGUUUAGAAGUCCACGCCUCUUCCCACCGGGCCCUCAAAACAAAUCUGUUUUCUUUCAGUCAGUUGAUGGAGAAUCACGUCAUCUUUAUAGUUUAUAUUCGUAAAAAGUCUCCUAAUUGCCGAAAAAUUUGGAGUCUGUACAGUAGUUGCAUUAGCGCUUAGUGAUUUCAGUCUACAACGUUGCAUGCGCUCCGCUUAAAAAAGCACACAUUUUUCUAUUUCUUUAAAAAGAUAUCAUAUACAGUCCAAACAAUUUUGCAGUGGAUGCAGACUACGUUGUUUAGUGCAUGAAGAGCAGUGGUUAACAGACAGGUACGAUGCUAUAUAAAUAGACGUUGGGCGGUCUUAGAGAAUCUCUUAAUUAGAAAAUAUUUGAAAACCCACUUAUACUCCUUCUACGUCAAUAUCCAGCCUGGUUGCAGAACUAGUCCUGCAGGAGUUGGAAAAAAUCGCCUUCGACCACUAUGAACCUGCAUUUUGGCGCCGGUGCGUAGAUGGCACGUUCGUUAUAAUUGAAAGGAGCAGACUGGCCGACUUUCAAGACCUGCUCAAUGGUAUUUUCCCGGGCAUUCAGUUCACAAGGGAAGAAGAGCAUGCCGAACAGCUGCCUUUCCUUGACGUUCUCGUCACACGCACAUCCAACGGCGAACUCAACAACACGGUUUACACGGCUCUGAUUCUCAACUACCAUAGUAACCACCCAAUGGCGCAUAAACGCAGCUGUGUUAGGGCACUCUACCAAAGGGUAAAAACGCACUGCAGUGAGCCAGAGAGACGAGUACGAGAACUUCGACAUCUUCGGGACCAGCUGACAAGGAAUGGAUACCCGAACAGCUCCGUCAGUCGCUGUCUCCGCGCGCACCCUCGGCGAACAAACGGAGGAGAGCCGCCAACACUCUGGCACCCUCUACCAUGUAUAAAGAACGUGCCCGAAGCGAUGGAACGUAUCGCUGGAGAACUCGGCGGGGGUAUCGCUCACCGUCCAACAGCGACCAUGCGCAACAAAAUCAUGCGAGUGAAGGAUCGACUAGAUGUGGGAGAACAAUCGGGUGUCGUUUAUCAGAUCCCAUUUCGGUCUGCCCUCGCCACUACACAGGACAGACCGGACGACGACUUAGCUCACGAAUAACGGAGCAUAAACGGGCGGUCCGGAGAGGCGACCCGUUGUCUCAGAUCGCCACUCACCCCGGAGGAAGGCCACGAAUUCAACUUCGCGAGCACACGGAUAGUGGCGCGGUCCAACAAUAAGACGGGACGAGAACUGUUGGAGGCCUGGCUGUCUGACACCAACUCUAUCAACAGGCACGUUGACAUACCCCCCUGCUAUCACGCGCUUCGUUCCGGCGGUCAAGAGACGAGACCCAAUUUACAGCCAAGGGUGUACGCUGUCCCGCCGCCGUCAGACGGCGUGGGACUCAGCUUACCGCGAAUGCCACCCUCUGCACUCAUGUCCCCCCCUUCAUGGCUUGACUACAAAAACUGCUCAUUUGAGGUCGCAUUCUCACAGUCUCUGACGCUGACCUCCUGUACGUGACCGAAAGCUCUGACCAAUACACUUUCUGACCCAGAGAUCGUGCGUUCAUCUUCUUUACAAAUAUAUUUGCAUUUGCAAGACCAUCGAAAAUCAAUGGGGCAGUCAUUUUUUACCAAGUACGGUUUCUGCAAGAGAUUGAAAAGCAGGGUGUUCAAAAGCUGACAUCCUGCAGAGUCCGAAAUAUUAUAGAAUUACGCCUAAGUAAUAAUUCCUAAUUGAAGACACAUUUCAGAAUUUCAGCCAACGUUUCAUGAGACUGGUCACGCACUGUAUGUUCUGUAAAUUUCAGAGAUAUCUAAAGCAGAUGUGCUGUCCCAUGAAAUCUUGGCCGAAAUUUAAAUGUGUUUUCAAUUCUAAAAGAUAAUACAAGUAGGGUUGUAAUAUUAGUUAGAAUACAGCGGAAUACCAAGAUACUUCGGUCGCGUCAGAAUGCCGGCUGUUGAAUGAGUUUCUUUCCGUCCGUCUACAAAAACUACACUCCGUACUUCUGUGACAAAAAGUGCAACUUGGCUUGUUGUCUCUCUGAAAGGGCAAAAACUGUGUUCUGCAGAGGCGCUAGAGAAUGCAUCCAAUAAGAUUAGAAUUCACUUCUUGAGAGUGGGUAGUUGGAGUGUUUCCUGGGAAAGAACGCCGUCGAACUGCAAUCAGAACACUAAACGUCAGUAGUUGGAAAAUCAGAUCACUUUACCUGAUUGGAUUUGGGGAAAACGAGGCUAGUGAGCUGUUGAAAUAACGCUUAUCCGCAGCGUUUGGAGGAGUAUUUUCAGGCUCUCAACUUAAAAAGCUCUCCACGAGUUGCGGGAUUCAUUCACCAGAGUUAAGUGCACACGGAUGGUGUUGGAGUAAAAUAUUUGCGUCUCUCUGCCCGCAGAACAGGCUAUAUCAGGCAGAAAGUCUGAUGCAUUUGCAAGAGAAUUAGGGGACAUCCUCUGGCUUGAAAGGUGCAAGUCAAUAAUCAGCCCAAGUUUCAUCCCGAUGCACUAAACCAACACAAGUAAGUAUUUGAAACAUAUCAAGUCUUUGGAACGAUCUAGUACAGAGGUCAUGUCAUUUAAAAUUAAAGGGGCAACGCCAACUGAUUAGAGAGCCCGCAUAAUGGAAACGAGUUCAGGUCUUGCAUGAGGACUACAAACAUCUACCGCUACCCAACUCUAUUCUGCGUUCUCCUGCCCCUAUGCACUUUAUCACACAGACCCUAACCUCCUAACACCACCUAGAAGGUUACCAACCUCCCCCUGCUCUGAGUGCCCAUCAGUGAUGAACGGCUGAUUCACUGUAACAGGACGACAGUUUGACCUACCGUGUGGUCCCCAGCAGAGUGAGAGGGGGGACGGUGACUUGCGCGUGAGUUAGUUUAAAAUGAUAAUGGUCUUGCGAUGCAGCUAACGCACUUCCUCCUUCCCCUACCUUGGCUCGGUGUCCAAAGAGAGUAAAGAAGGCCGGAGGCGAGAGAGGGCGCAGUUGGCUGGCAAGCGAGAAACCCGCACCUAGGCGCACUGACUGGGAUCUUACAUAACCAAAGAAUAGAGGGAAGGCCACUUCGGAUCCCAAAAAAUAUGUCAUCAUUAUCUUAUGGAGACAGCGUAUUUUCAGAUUUGCAAACAGCGUAUUUUGCCAAAACCAUGAAAAGCAGCUAAUAAAACCACAUGCUUUUUCGCUGAAAUGGGCCUUCUUUCUUUACAUCGUCCGCUGAACAAAGCUCAACCUCAGAUCGGGAGAGUGGAGGGUCUGAGAGCGCGUUCUGAUGGUUUCUAAACUACUACACAAACCCCUUCACUUAGACUCAUGACUCGGGCUCUCUGUCUGGCCGUAGGCAGCAAAUAAGACGGAAAUGCUGAGUUCAGUCUGUCCAGCCUUUUCUUCAACAAUGAGCCCGACCGCUGCAAAGAAUCUACGACAGGGUUUCAAGGCAAGGGAUAAAACCCGUAUUUCGCUACAUGAAUAAGCCAGAUUGGAAGAAAUCACCCUCAUAUGAGCAUGCAUAUGACAGAGGAACACACCUAGUAGUUCGCGCCUUCGUACUUCGCUGUAGAGCCCUUAACGACUUUGUCAACCAUUUUUUUCACCCAUGUGUAUGAUUUCGACGUAGUGCAGUUAUGCAAGCAUCUUCCACACCAGUAGACUGCACCGCAGAUCACCAUUCGUUCUGCCAGUAUCACACGUUUACUGUGCAACGAACAUGAUUGCAUCGCGUGGUGGCCCCUAUGACAAACAUGCAAGAUAGUCCGUGUGGCACACGUUUCUACACAACGGCACCAAUGCCGUUCUGAUCGACUGAGCAUCAUCGAUCCAAAACCCCUGCAUCCACAUUCCCGGUACAGCUUGACUGCCUGCAGAUAAUAAUUUGUUGUCUACGUAGGCUCUUCUGGCAUGAAUAGGCGCCAUAUUCGCAGCUUCGGCAGGCUUUUCGCGGGCAGCAGUCUGAGGCACAAAAACAUCCAUCUGUUCUGUGAUUCAGCGCAAUCCCAGCAUAGGCAAUAACCGCGAAAUUAAUACAACCUCUAGGUGCCCCAGUAGACUAGGUGGCGUGAACGGAUAGUAUCCCUGGACGAUACCUCAUUACCGCUUUGAAGCAUGAUUACUUUCCGCUUUAAAAUGUCACAAUCCCAGGAAGUUUUCAGGCAUGUCGGUUUGUGAGUGCCAUUGAGGAAACGUUUUCCGCUCCCUGAAAUUCACUUUAUCAUACUCCUAAUUGUACCUCAUAAAGUGCAAGAGGAGCGAAAUGAUAAAUAAAGCCUUUAUGAUGCACUUUUAGCCGGAUCUCAGCGGUAUGGCAAUGUCCAGCUUCACGGUGGUGGUGGUGGUGGUGGUGGUGGUGGUGGUGGUGGUGGUGGUGGUGGUGGUGGUGGUGGUGGUGGUGGAUAA
Messenger RNA from Spirometra erinaceieuropaei, 6435 nucleotides. The record is from the annotation of a GenBank genome assembly. Lineage: Eukaryota; Metazoa; Platyhelminthes; Cestoda; Diphyllobothriidea; Diphyllobothriidae.